Messenger RNA from Erpetoichthys calabaricus (reedfish), 1372 nucleotides. RefSeq names its product cytidine deaminase-like. Lineage: Eukaryota; Metazoa; Chordata; Cladistia; Polypteriformes; Polypteridae. Gene Ontology annotation, cellular component: cytosol. The transcript has 5 exons. Bases 140 to 550 code for a protein of 136 amino acids. Gene Ontology annotation, molecular function: cytidine deaminase activity; zinc ion binding. The record is from RefSeq and is a predicted model, not a curated record.
GAUUCAAACGUGUGACUGAAAUACCCGGAGUUGGUUUUCAUUGGCUUGUUCACUAAGAUCAUAAAGUUUUGACAUCGCUGUGUAUAACAGUGUUGUGCUCAUUUAGCUAAAGGAGCUGAGGUAACGAGAGGCGCCAGUCAUGGAAGAUCCUGUUGUGAAAGAGUUAAUCUUAAAAUGUCAGCAAGCAAGAGCCCGAGCCUAUUGUCCAUACAGCAAAUAUCCAGUUGGAGCUGCUUUGCUAACCAAGGAAGGCAAAAUAUUUCAAGGAUGCAAUGUGGAGAAUGCAUCUUACGGCCUCACAGUGUGUGCAGAAAGAACUGCUAUUCAGAAAGCCAUCUCUGAAGGCUACAGAGAGUUCUGUGCCAUGGCAAUCAACUGUGACAUGAAAAACAACUUUAUCGGGCCAUGUGGUGCAUGCAGACAGGUGUUAAUGGAGUUCACUCCACACUGGGAUCUAUACUUAGUUAAACUGGACGGAACUUGCGAGAAGACAACAUUGAAAGAGAUUCUGCCUUAUGCCUUCUCUCCGCUUGAUCUGGAAGCAAAAUAAUUCAAUGAGAAACUGGACAAAAGGCUGCCUCACCCACACCCUCAAAUCUGUUGUAUCUUUAGAAUCCUAAAAAUACCUUUGAUUAACUACUUCCAUAAAUAUUGAUGCUAAUAACCACUCAUAUCAGUACUGAUUACAUAAUCCACACUUCCACUUUUAAUCAUCUGUCACAAAUUUCUAAAAAGUAUUGGAUCAUGCCGAAUCCUAAAAAGGGUGUUUUCAUUUCAUGCUUUUAAUUCAUACAACUACAUAAAGUCCACCAAAUGAAAGCCAGAUCACUUCUGCCUCGCAGUUAGAAGACCCAGGUUCGCUUCCCAGGUCCUCCCUGCAUGGAGUUUGAAUGUUCUCCCCGUGUCUGCGUGGGUUUCCUCCAGGUACUCUGGUUUCCUCCCACAGUCCAAAGACAUGCAGGUUAGGUGGAUUGGCGAUUCUAAAUUGUCCCUAGUGUGUGCUUGGUGUGUGGGUGUGUGUGCGCCCUGGGUUUGUUUCCUGCCUUGCACCCUGUGUUGGCUGGGAUUGGCUCCAGCAGACCCCCGUGACCCUGUAAUUAGGAUAUAGCGGGUUGGAUAAUGGAUGGAUGGAUGAAAGCCAGAUUAUUAAUUUAUUAUAUGGUGUUUACUGGCUCAUGAUGUAAAUUUUAUGCUCCACUAAAAAUAUGCAGAAGUGGGUUCUGAAGCAGUAAAAACAAGACAUGUUUUGGGAUUAUUGUUUAAUCCUUAGCUUGAUUCUGUGUACUUGUAUAUGUGACUGAAAAAAUACUGUAUCUUGCAAAACAUUGAUGCUGGAAAGAAUCAUAAAACAAAUAAAUGUUUUUUGUAUGAA